Messenger RNA from Effrenium voratum, 2225 nucleotides. NCBI's taxonomy places the organism in Eukaryota, Dinophyceae, Suessiales, Symbiodiniaceae. The record is from the annotation of a GenBank genome assembly.
GGGCAGUGAUACGUAGAACAGCCCCAGCUGAGCCACGCUUGAAGGGUUGCCGUGCAGCGCAUGUCAGUGGCUCAUAGCAACGUUGGUGGCCUGCUCCGCAAACAUGGUUAUGCGGAGAUAAAGAAGGUCGGCGAAGGCUCCUUUGGCAAAGCGCUACUGGUGCGGGGUGAGGAUGGUCAGAAGCUCAUUUGUAAGAUGGUAGAUGUAAGCAAAGCCUCGCGAAGAGAAAUGGAGGAUGCCGUAAAGGAAGGCAAGCUUUUGUCUGAACUGAAGCAUCCAUACAUUGUCCGCUACCGCGAGAGCUUCACGGAAAGCGGCUGGCUUUGCAUCCUGAUGGACUACUGCGAGGGUGGGGAUCUGACCGCACGAAUAUCAGAGGCGAAGAGGAGCCGGAAGCCUAUGUCGGAGGACCAGAUCUUGCGCUGGUUUGUCCAGGCCAUCCUCGCCCUGAAGUACAUUCACGAGAAGCACGUCUUGCAUCGUGAUUUGAAGCCUUCCAACUUCUUUCUCUCCAAGAGUGGGAAUUUGAAGAUGGGUGACUUUGGCAUUGCGAAGGUGCUAGCAUGUACCAUCGCGGUGGCAAAAACGCAAAUCGGCACGCCAUACUACCUCAGCCCAGAGUUGUGUCAAGAAAAGCCAUACACCUUUAGCUCUGACAUUUGGGCCAUGGGCUGCAUCCUCUUCGAGCUCUGUGCGCUGAAGGUGCCCUUCGAUGCGCCGAACAUCCCGGGAUUGGUGCAAAAGAUUGUUCGAGCUCCAGUGCCACCCGUGCCAGCGACAUAUUCUGCGUUCCUUCGGGAGCUUGUGGGUCAGAUGCUGAACAGGAACCCAGACCAGCGCCCAAGUCCUGAAGAAAUCCUGCAAAAGCCAAGACUGCAAGGAAUCGUGAAGCUCAUGCUGGAUGAGGCUCAAGAAGCGGCGCAGGCUGCCGACGAGGCUUCACAGGCUUCUCGGAGUCGACGAAGUGAAGCGGAGCCUGAACCGUCGCCACCGCCGCCGCCGCCGCCAGCGAGUGACCUGCCUGGUGGCAUUUAUAGAACACAUGACUUGGUGGAGUACUACUCCGUGUCGCACGGAGAUUGGCUACCUGCCACAAUCACGAAGACAGACAGCGAGGGGCGCAUCAUCAUUGAUUUGAAGCCAAACACUUGGAUCUCCAAGGAGGAUCAAGCUAUGAAAGUGCGGCGACGGAGAGAAGGAGGUGCAGGAGGUGCAGGUUCACGCGCUGCCUCUCCCAUGAGGAACAGCCCUUCCUCAGCUGGCCUCAGAGCUCCUCCUCCUCAGAUCGGGAGAAGUCCAUCCUUGGGAGGGCCUGGCAGUCGGCCAGGAUCACGGGUGAACUCUCCGCUGCAGCGCAGGAGCCCGGCCCUUGCUGCCGGAGCCAUCGCCGGCCUGGGCAGCCGCCCGGGCUCCGGCGUGGGCAGCCGCCCAGGGUCCAGAGCGGCGUCGCCCUCCGGCAGAGCGCCGAGCCCACGGGUUUCGCAAUUCGACGUGUAUAGAAAGCAUGACCUGGUGGAGUACUGGUCUGUCUCCCACGGAGAAUGGCUACCAGCAACUGUGGUGAACACAGACAUCGAAGGGCGAAUUGUCAUUGACCUCAAGCCCAACACGUGGCUUACCAAGGAGGAUCAAUCCACCAAAGUUCGACGGAGAGCUCGCGUUGGAACUCCAGGAUCUCAGAUGCGCCGCAUGCCAUCAGCAGACCAUGUGCCGCCAGCCCGAGCAGCCUCUCCCAGGUGCAUGCCAUCUCCGGGACGUGCCAUGUCACCACAUCGUGCUCCGUCUCCGUGGCGUGCUUGUGGAGAGACGCCGGGGCGGGCGCCAAGCCCAAGAAGGCGCGACGCGCCGACUCCUCGAAGAUCGCCAGGAAUGCCGCCUCCAGGCCAUUCAGCCGACCCUUUUCGGAAUGGGAACGGAUACUUCCCGUAGUUUCACCGCCCUUUUGUUGCCAUUUCCGACAGCUUUUUCGUCCGGACCUUUUCUGCCAACUUUCCCAAGUCUAACCAUCCAAGUAGACUCGCAGAAAUGGUAACCAAGGGUGCCGGAAUUUGUUGUGGCCGACGUUUUGCAUGGACAUCUUGCGGCAGAUUGCAAGAGCAAGGACGGCGCUUAUAUAUACGAGAAUUUGUGCGGCCCAAGCCCAAGUCAAUCUUCACCUUGUCGCAUGCGGGCAGAAGGUUCCUGCUGAAGCAGCUACCAAAAGAACGAGUGCUGCACAUCCCCUG